CGUCAGGGUGUCAGGCAAAAGCAAGAGAAGCAUCAGGCAGUUGUUGAGACCACUUGUUUCAUUUUAGUUUGAGAUUUAACAUUCACUUGAAACCAAGUUGCCAAACCGGCAACAUCAACAUUUAAAAAUUCUUUUUUUUGUUUACUAAACAAUAUUAAUCAGUGACUUAAUUUAUCAAUUAAUCAGUGGUUUUAUCAAUACAGUAAAAUUUGUGAUUAAAAUUUUUUAAAUAUUUGAAUAAAUGGAGAGCAGCCGAACAAAAGUUUUUAAUUUUUUAUAAAUAAAUUGCCAGGGCGAUUUAAAUUUACUUAAAAAAAAAAAUUAGUAAAUAAACUAGAAUUAAUAGAAAGGGUGAGCAAAGUCCGUAGAUAUGCUCUUCAAUUAAAGUUAAUUUAAACUCAUUUUAUGAGUACUCUUCAGUAGUCUCAUUGACGAAAGAAUCUUCCGUCAAAGGUCAACGCCAGUGCGAGUGUUUAAAAUUAUUUAUUUUUAUUAAUUGUUUGUUUAAUUGAUUAAUAAAUAAAUAACAUAAAUAAUUAAAAAAUGGCUGAAUCAACUCGAGACUUAGAUAUGCAUAUUAUUAAUUUGCUGACCAAAAUAUCAGCAAUUCAAGCGAAAUCAAAAGAUCGCAGUAAAAGUCAUAGAAUUCCCAUGUCUACAGAACUAAGAAGUUUUGAAUUAUGGAAAGCAAUUGCUAUUGAAUGUUUAUCAACAUUUUUAUUCACACUUAUUGUACUUGGAGCAGCUUGCUCUUCAAAUGUUUACGGAAGUGGAUUGUCUGUACUAUCAACAGCUAUUGCAUCUGGAUUUACUAUUGCUGCUAUUUAUUUAAUAUUUGGCCAUAUCAGCGGAGGUCACGUUAAUCCAGCAGUGUCACUGGCAUUUGCAAUUACAAGAAAAAUAUCACCACUACGUGCAACUUUAUAUGUAGCAGCACAAUGCGGUGGUGGAAUCGCUGGUGCGGCAGCUCUUUAUUUUAUAAAUAUAAUCCAAUUGCUGCCACCAAACGGACGCUCAAUUUUGGCCCACGAAAAAUUGUUUUUGGAAAUAACACUUUCAUGGUUUAUUGUUGCGGCACAUUUGAAAGCAGAUCCAGCUAAAAAUUAUUCAGCAUUUCUUGCAACACCAGCUAGUGUUCUUGCUGCUGCUUACACAGCCUCAACAUUAGUAGCGAAUCCAUUUUUGAAUCCAGCAAGAGCAUUGGGACUGGCAUUUGUAAUAAAUAAAUGGGAAUGCCAUUGGGUCUACUGGGUUGGUCCUAUUCUUGGUUCAGCGAUAGCUUCAGUUAUCCACAGAUUCGUCUUGUGUUCGAAACGUCAACGGGCACGUGAAUCCCGUAACAUUGAUGACGGUGACAACUCAUCAUUAAGAUCCGACGAGGACACUUAUGAUGAUUUCGAUAAACCAACGGGUCCUAAAUUUACCAGUGGCUAUGCAACAUAUCGUCCAGUAACUGGAGCAUCAUCAAUAUAUUCCGGACCAACAACAACAGCAUUGGAACGCGUCGAGUCUAUUUAUGGUGGUACUAAGUCUCUUUACUGUAAAUCGCCACCAUUGACUCGUGCUAAUUUGAACAGAUCACAAAGUGUUUAUGCUAAAUCAACAUCAUCACCACGUGAUGGUUUCGUAAUUCCUAAACCGGGACCAUUAGUACCAGCACAGAGUUUAUAUCAAAUGAGGUUGGGUCAGGCAUCUUUACCUUUACCAUCACGUGAGCCUUUAUCUAGUAUAAUCGGUGCUCCACAACAAUCAUCAUCGUCAGCAUCAUCGCACAAUCCAACUCAAAAUCACAACAGUACAAAUCAAAACAUGCAGAAUCAGUUGCAACAAUGCACUCAAAGUAUUUAUGGUAUCCGUGGCAUUUCCACAAGUUUAAGUACUCGGGAAAACGGAAUCUAUGGUGUCACAACAGCAUCAAGUAUUUAUGGACGAGCACCAGCGCCACCACCAGAAUCACAGCAACAAUCAUCUGUUUCAUCAUCCCAAGCAAAUCAAUCAACUUCUAGCCAAUCACAUCAACCGCAGAAUCAGAACCAGAAUCAGAAUCAUAAUCAAAAUCAAAAUACAUCUGAAGGAGCGAUAACACGUCGACCUGAAAGUAUGUACGGACAUAUAUCACGCAGAAGCGAUGACUCAGCUUACGGAAGCUAUCAAGGCUCAAAUAGAGGCAAUUAUGGCAAAACAACCGGGCCGCCGCCACCACCGCCAUCUGGAUUCAUCGGGUCCGUUAGUUUUCGUGAUAACAGACCAAGUCCUGGUCCUAUUCAACAAAAUCAAGCUCAACAAAAUUACCAACGGAAUUCACCCAAUCCUCAGUAUUAGUCGUUAAUUUAGAUUAUUUUUUAAUACUUAUUACAUUUACUAUGUAUGUAUAAAUAUAUAAUAAGGACAUCUAUUGCUCAUAUAUUAUUUUAUGAUUUAAAGUGAUCACGUUUAAAGUGAUUUAUUAUUAAGUUACUAGAAAAAUAUUUUUAAAAAGACUGUAAAUAAA
This is a messenger RNA of Microplitis mediator, 2491 nucleotides long. RefSeq names its product neurogenic protein big brain-like (gene bib). Gene Ontology annotation, biological process: transmembrane transport. Gene Ontology annotation, molecular function: water channel activity. Gene Ontology annotation, cellular component: plasma membrane. The record is from RefSeq and is a predicted model, not a curated record. The coding region runs from base 544 to 2322 and encodes 592 amino acids. The transcript is spliced from 4 exons. Lineage: Eukaryota; Metazoa; Arthropoda; Insecta; Hymenoptera; Braconidae.